Molecule: messenger RNA, 6918 nt
Organism: Gymnodraco acuticeps
Lineage: Eukaryota; Metazoa; Chordata; Actinopteri; Perciformes; Bathydraconidae
Product: proline-rich transmembrane protein 3
Exons: 4
Coding region: 1191-4373 (1060 amino acids)
Source: RefSeq, a predicted model, not a curated record
GUGUGUGUGUGUGUGUGUGUGUGUGUGUGUGUGUGUGUGUGGAGUCACAGAGCCGUUAAAGUGCCUCACCCUUAAAGGCUGACCUUCAGCCUUUGAUCUGUGGCUUGCAUGAAAGCGGAACAUCAGCCAAAGAUGUUGCGGGGCUCAGCACUUAUAAGCUGGACAUCCUCUUCGACUGGGGAUCAAAAGCAUCCUCGAUUGGUUCUGUAGCCUCCUCUCUUCCGUAAGCAUGACCCUGCUGUGUGGUCCGAUACUCCAAUGGAGUUUUGACACCCCCCGAGGCAGUGAAGCGCCACGAGAGAGGAACCUAUAACAGUCGUUGGUUUGUGCUAAGAGCUAAAUGGACAGCUUUAGUGUAAGGCAGAUGUCUUGAAGUUGGAUGACUGCCUGGAAAACUUCCUGCUGAAUCUAUAAUGCAUGUCGAGAGCUCAUAUAUCUCCUCAUAUAUAAAUCAACUUCAUUUAAAGUAGUAUUAAUAUAUUUUAAUGUAUUAGCCGUAUUUAAAAUAAGCAAGAAAAUAUGGUGGGAGCAGUCCAUAUGUUUUUUCAAGGUGUGGAAUUUUGUAACGGUCAAUCCUGCGACCUCCCCCACUACCAGCAUACCACCAUAACCGCACAUACUCCCUCACCCAUUUCCCCUCACUGUUUUUCUCUCUCUAUCUCACGUACACACAAAUUCACAUACAUACACUGCUUUUACAGUCUCACCUCUCUCUACGUAGCACAGUACAAACAAGUUACACAUCUGUAUGGCAAGUAAUACUUAACUGCUCUGUUAGACUGAGAAGCCGUUGCUGUGCAGAGGUCCACAGUGACGAACAGCUCUACUGGUUUAGUCCAGUCUCCUUUUUCUUUCUGUCCAAUUUUACAAUGAAGAAACCCCUUUGCAGCAACCCUCUGGCCCUGUAAUCUGAUUCUAAAUAUCAAAUUAUUGGUCUUAUUGUUGUUGAGAGACUUGUAUCUUUUCUUAUUUUCCUCUGCACUUUUCUUCCCCAUCGUCAUCGCAAGCAAGCUUUCCUUCUUAGCUGAGGGCCUCUCAAAUCAUCCCUGACUUUGACUGUUAAAUCCUGCUCAUCAGAGCGCAACCUUGACAUUGGAUACCAUGAGCCAACUCAGCAUCACAGUGUAAGGAUGGUGUGACACUCAGACAGACAGAGGGAACAGUCACCGCUCUCCACUCACAGGCAGACCAUGGCUCCCAAGUGUCUCCUUUUCCUGGGCUUCCUCCUCUCCUCCCUCCAUCCUUCAGAUACCCAGACCAUCAUUGGCUCUUCUUCUUCAUUCUCUGCUCCGGACCUGCCUAAUAAUUCCUCUCCUCACCCUACAAAGCAGACUGCUGGACUCUGGCCUUCUUUGCCUCCCAGAGGGCGCACUGAUGUGCCUAUCAGAGCUACAGUCCAGGAUAGACAGAAAAAUACUAAUGCAGUGCAACAGGGGCGAACAAGCCGUCCUACCCCACAGUUCACUCCUCCAUUAGUAUCUGCUUUAUCCACGCAGAACCUCAGCAGUGGGCUAAUUUUAACUCAACCCACUGCCUCCAGGCCCAGAACUGAUACAGCUGGUUUAGCAUUGAACGGGGCUUUUAUAAAGGAAGAUACUUCUACAAAAGGCUCAAUUCCACCUUUGCCAACUUUCCCCUCUGCUGCUUUCACUGAGUCUGCAGGUGAUAAGCCAGUGACAGCAGGAAAUUCAGAAGAAGGGUCACCCAAAGAGACGGAGGAUGAGGAUUUAAACGGGCUGGGAUCAGGUCAUAUUCCAACGGUAAUGCCUGUGAAGGAGGAAUCAUCUGUUCCUCAGGCCACGGUUGAGGAUGAAAUGGCGCAGUAUCAGCCACAGGCACAGACGGCAAACGCUUUUGAUGUAGAAACACCACCAGAGGGAAGUCAGGCUAUGAACCCUUACCUGCCUGUGCUUACAACAGCCGGUAAAAUCUCCACAACGCCACAGACUGAGACAAGAGCCACCCCCUCCCCUGUGGUUACCCAGGCAACUAUAGUAUUAACAGGUAAACUGACAGAGAACACUCCUUCCACCGUGAGAGCUACUCCAAAGCAGGCUGCUGUGACACUACCCCAACCCACAACUACCACCACUGGCUCUAAACAGUCACGGACUGAAGAACAACAAACCACAACACAGCAAGUAACAACCACAUCUACAAAAAAUGUGCUUACUACAACACAGGAGGCAAUGAGAAAACUCACCAAAACAACACUUCAACCCAACAAAAUGGAACAUCUGGGAAGAAAUACAUCUAGCGCAACUAUACAGUCUUCAAGUACAGGGACCUCCACUGGUGUCAUGCGAACAAGACUAAGCCCCACAUUUCAGGCUGAUAUUGUUAAGAGGAACCGCUCCGUUCUCCUUGGACAACCAGCUCCACACACUACCUCUAACCCAGCCCCAUCCCCCAGCCACAGCCCCUCCUCUAACGGCACACUUCUCUACUGGGGUGAUCUGAGCCGGACGCUGGCAUUCGCCUGGGAGCUGCAUGUCUACGGCUCCGUGAGCCUCUUCCUCCUCCUGUUUGCUGGAGCGGCUCUCGGCCUCACCCUGUCCCCCGGCGCAAACUGUCCUCAUCGGGGGGCUCUUGCACUGGCCAAUGCACUUUUGUUUCUCGCUGGAGGCCUCAGGGCGGCUCUCUUUCUGAUGGACCCCUAUGGCACCAGGAAGUUCCUGCCUCGCCCCGCGGUUACUGCCCUCUAUAACCUGCCUCUCCACCUGCUGGUGUGGGCACAGGCUGCCCUGGCACUGCUGGCUUUGAGGGUGGCAGGAGUGAGUGUGUUACCUUCCUCUUUGGAGCGUCCCCCUCUGGUGGCGGUGCUGGCUGUGUUGCAGUGCACCCUGCUGCUGGCCGCUGAUCUGCUGUCCCCAGCCCUGUCCCCUGUGGUGCCCGUCACCCUGCAGGUCCUGGCCUUGUGCUGGGGCCUAGCUCUCUGUCUGGGCUUCCUAUGCUAUGUGUUUCCCCGUGUACGCUGCCCUACCAUACCCCACCAUGGAGUUCCUGAAGAGGCCAGGAGGAAGGCUUGGACAGGAAGCAGGAGGACAGGGGUGAUCCUGGGGAGAGUGCUGGCAGUGUGUGCAGUCCUGGGAGCCCUGUGCUGUGGGCUGCAUGUCCAUGCCACCUUAUGGCUCUAUGGACUGCUAGGGGACUGGACGCGCUUCAACUGGGGUUGGUGGCUGGUGCACUUCUGGGCCCGGCUCCUUGAGCUGGCCUGGGGAUUCUCCCUCCUCCUCCUGGGCUCCUGGGUGUUCUGGAGGCCGCAAGGUUGCCAUGGAAGAGAGGAGGGGGGACCGGAUGGCAGGGCAGCAGGAGACUUGCCAUCCCCUGGCCAAUCUACAAGCUCCUCUCAAAGACACACCUGCUGGUCCAAGAUAGUCCAGAGCCUGAGGGGGAAGCCCUGUAAAAAGUCUGACAGUAAUGGGGUGGGAGGAGGAGGAAGUGGAGGAGGAAGUGGAGGAGGAGGAGGAGGAGGAGGAGGAGGAGGAGGGGGACCAGGGGAGUUGCCUAACAACUGGGCUGGUCAGGAGCGUCCUGGAGCUGACAUCAGCAAGAGUCUGAUCAGGAACCAGAACCACGAGCAGGCCACGGCCCAGCCACGCUGCGUCAAAGACAGCAACAGGGGACGCAACCAUAGGGGCCACUCUGCGGAGCGGGGCCAUUCUGCGGAGCGGGGCCAUUCUGCGGAGCGGGGCCUCUCUGCUGAGCGGGUCCUCUCUGAUGGCUCCACAGGUUCCCUGCUCAGACUGCAGGCGCUGGGCCGGCCCCCUCAGCGCUCUGUGAGCGGCAGCCUGGAUCUGGAGGGGGACACUACACUGUCUCUUUACGAGUUCGACCUGCGGCCCCCAUCACCUAUUGACCUGACCCGCAGCAUAGACGAGGCGCUGCACAGGGAGUACCUGCUCGGAGGAGGAAGCUUGUUUCACCCUUUUGCCCAAGCCUCACAGUGCCCCUCCCCGGGGUCAGGGGUCAGUCAGGGUCCCUGGCUCCGCAGGAACAGUGAUCCUCAGAUGCUUUCUGAUAGCAGCGAGGCGACAGAGUCUUCGAUGCCACUAGGGGGCAGCGUGCUCAGCAGUGUCCCCAGCAGGCAGGUGACUGCUCCCCCCACGCCCUCCCACCAGGGUAACAGGUGGCCUGGGAACGCGAUGGGAAGCGUCCCCUCAUCAGUGUCCUGCCCUGUGUCACUUCGUCCCUCCAGAACGUCAACAGAGAAUCUGGGGGAGGACGGAGUGGACGACACGCGUCCGUUCAUCACCCCAGACUCAGAGAGGGUGCAGGGGAGGGCUGGGAGGCCGGCGGGGUCGCGGAGUUACCUGGAGGUCAGCCGACAUGACGACUCUGCCAGUGUCAGCAGUGAAAUCAUUGAUCUAUGAACCAAACUUUGGACAUGAGGACCAAUUACCACACAUUAAACACCCAUUUAACAAAAACUUUUCCUGAUCAAGACUUCAUACAAAUUGGGAACAUUUGAUCAUUGCCUAAGAAUGAAUCAUUUUUAGAAAAGGGAAACUAUUCAAAAGUGUCUCUUGGUGAUGACCUUAAAGGAUAUCACCUAGUUGCCUUUUAUCUUGUUAAAGGAUUUAACAUCUGUGUUUGGGAAAAAAUAUAUGUUAUACCUUUACUCUGGGAGUAAAAUUGGAAAUAUAGCACAGAUAAACAUCACGGCACACUCAUCUUUCUUUCUCUCUCUCACACACACACACACACACACACACGCACACAUACACGCACGCACACCCACACAAAAACAUAUCUCCUUUGUUUUUAUGUUAUUCUCUCGGACACGCCUGCAAAGCACUGGUGUCGUCUCCAGUAAACCGAGAACAGACGCGCAUUACAACAAUUCCUUGAUAGGAUUUUUGCAGAUCCCUACACGUAAUGCGUGUGAAAUGCGUAAUAAAUGUAUUCUUCCCAUGUCCGGGAACAACACUGAGAGGUUCAAUACAUUUCAAGGGUAGGAAACAAAGGCUCCAAGCAUCUAUAAGUCCCAUUCCUAUUGUUUUCGUGAAAACAUUUCUGCAUAUCAACAAUUGUGAUUGCAAUUGCAAUUGUCAUUGCCCGCAUAGUUUAUUUGCGGUCUCCCUUAUUUGAAGUUGCUUUGUAAUGUAAAGAUGUGCCAUACAUAACCUUGGAUGGUUCUGUGUUAUUUUUAUGGAUCUAUAAACCCAUUAUUUGGGUUAACUCUCACGAGCGUCUUGCCAGUAUCAUAGUGACUCAGCAACAGAUCACUAAGCUCCUAAUGUGCUGCUGUGUUCAUCCAGUCUUCCUUCAAUGCUGUUAAGCUGGUUACAUUAAGAGGUACGACAACAAACAUACAGAUGCAUGCUUGUUUGUGAAACUGUUGCUGAAGCUUUUAGCUGUAGCUGAACUGCACAAUGAACAUCAAGCAUUGACCUGUGAGGUUAAUGCAUUUUAUCUUGUCAUUUUGCUGUAGGACCAAGCUUUUGCCAACAGUAGUUAUUUACAAUUAAAGCCUCUGACUGCAUUUUUACGGGAUUUGAAGAAAAAUAUUAAACAUAAUCACAAUCCUACCAAUUUAAUUUAAUUAUUCAGACUUUUUGAUAUGUUAGUUAAAGAAGCAGUGUGUAGGAGCUAUGGGGGGAUCUAUUGGCAAACAUAUAAUGAGCCUGUCAUACCUACAAAGGGAGUGGAUCCUCUUCCGUGGAGUCCGCCAGGAUUUUGCUUUUCUAUGUUACCCAAAGACCAUUAUAGGUGCUUAUACACACUUGAAAAGUAACAGUGAGCAGAGGGGUAUUCCUUUGGUUUGCUAUAUGCCACGGCACCCUACACACUGCUCCUAAACGUCACACAGCUUUGCAGGGCUGCACCACAUGAAUCUCAGAUCUCGUAUAAUAGACCUGACUCAAUAACAGAGCACUUAACAGUAAGCCUGAGCACUAGACUAAAGUAUUUUACUACUCGAGAAAAGAUAUCUUUCAAAUAUAUCAUGUAUAAGCAACAAUGUAAAUAUUGUUAUUUUUGAUGUCAUGAAUAAAGGUGUAUUUGAAACAUAGUUGUAGUUGCUACUGUGAAAGACAAUCUAAAGAGUUAUUGCUUAUGUGUCCAAGCUGUGCAGACAGUUAUGCUAUUGCUAUUUCAACAUCAGAUUUCCACCUGUUCAGUUAAUACUUACCUUCAGAGGUCGUGUUCAUGACUUUCUGAGUUUUGCUCAGAUUAUACUGACGCUGGUCUUGCUAAAUGAAUAACGGAUGGCCGAGAUCUGCAGGAUUUUUAAUUCUUCUAUUUCUGUUGAAUUACGACGUUGCAGAAAAAAGGAAAAACAGAGAGCACUUCAAAUGGAACCAUAUUUAGUCAAUGAUUUAUCUCAAACCUGUUUGGUGAUCUUCAAUAUAGCCCCGUGGUUUCAUCCUCAGUCUUGUAUUUGAAAAGUUUUGUUCCAACAUGAGAUAUGACGUAUUUUGUUUUAAAAAUGAGCCUCACAAAAUCGUUAUGUGAAUGUUUUCUUGGGUUACUGUUGUGAAUAUUGAAACAUUUCAAGAAGUGACAUUUUUCCAAAGUGGAUAAGUGUCAUUUUGGAAUAAAACUUAAAUCAUGCCUCUGUUUCUGAUGAGUCCUAUUCCAUAACUUGUUUUUCCGGUUACCUCAGGGUGACUUUCAGUACCUCCCAGUGAUACUUGACUUGUUUAGUAUUUACAUUACAACGGCCUUGUACAUUCCAUAAGAUCAGUACUCGCUGUUACCGCUUUUACUCUAUGAACAGGGCGGUACCUCCAGCAGUGUUGUUUCCUCACCAAAGCUGUACGUGCCAUAGAAAAUACAUUCAAUGUGCCCCCUCCAGUCUGUGGUCACAGUGCAGAAGUAAAGUGUUAGAUUAAUAUGUUUACUUUGCUCAUUGAACUCUUGUAUUUCUUGCUGCAUUUCAUGUCUGCAUUCAAAUAAAAACGAGUAAACAUGUUA